Molecule: messenger RNA, 561 nt
Organism: Gongylonema pulchrum
Lineage: Eukaryota; Metazoa; Nematoda; Chromadorea; Rhabditida; Gongylonematidae
Source: the annotation of a GenBank genome assembly
AUGCGAGGCGCGGUCAGUGACGAAAGUUCGAGAAGGAGCGCCUGCUGGAUAGAGAGAGCGAUGGAACGAAGGUUACUUGGUGUGUCUUUUCGUAACCAUAUAAACAAUCAGACACUUCGUCGGGCAAUUCGCGACACGCUCUGUUGGCAGGUGCCAAAAAUUGGGAACGGUAGCAGUUAUGGUGUUAAUGGUUCUUCGCGGUUAACUUCAGAUUUGGAUCAGCAGACGAAAACAGAUGCAGCUUACGAAAACAGCCAUUUAAAAGCACGAGAUGUCGCUGACUUAGCAGCAAUUGAUAACAUUGAUUAUGGAACAGCGAGCGAUUUCGUCCCACCCAAAAAACCAAAUGAUACUGCUACUUACACUGGAAAUAAGAAAUCAGUAGGCGAGGUGGAAAUUGGAAGCACAAAUCCGGACACAAUGCCGUACAUUGAUGAUGAUACACGUGUGGACGAUAUAUAUUGGUUUCUUUUAUUUCCCCUUAUUUUUAAAAUUCUCUUAAAUAUCCUCCCCUCAUUUUUUGCUGAAAAACCGGAGAGAUUUUUGAAACGGUUGGCUUGA